This is a messenger RNA of Rhopalosiphum maidis (corn leaf aphid), 1052 nucleotides long. Its product is annotated as CUGBP Elav-like family member 3-B. NCBI's taxonomy places the organism in Eukaryota, Metazoa, Arthropoda, Insecta, Hemiptera, Aphididae. The record is from RefSeq and is a predicted model, not a curated record. Gene Ontology annotation, molecular function: RNA binding.
UUUUUCUCUCUCCGCUCGUUCGCUCAUCACCACACACCGCUCACUCGAAAAUCCAACGCGGCGCAUUUCGGAUAAUACAUUGGAGAAGUGCGUCCCCACCGACACCGUUUCGUCUACCGAAACAUACAUCGCGCGCGUACACACACACACACACACACACACACACGCGCGCGCGACUACUACCGCAGAUAGCAGUGAAGAGUCAUUAACAAAUUGUAAAAAUGCACAAUUUAGCUCAUAAUGUUCCAGUGUUGAACUCGCCAUCAUCGUUUGUGUAUAAUCAAUUCGGAACUUAUGGAACAACUUAUAAUCAAGUUUGUCAGUCUUCUUUGAUAGCGACAGUCCAACCUCCACCGUCCGUGUCCACUUAUAUUAACUCGAUGGUAACCGCUCAAACAAUUACAACACCAGUCGUUUCCUCGAUGAACACUCAAAUUGUGGAUAGUCGCAAUGUUCUGUCUAAUAUACCGUCGCCGACCAUACCCAUGUUUUCGAUUAACAGUCGUCCAAACACAUCAACCAGGGAACAACAUUCGAAUACUAGAACAACAAAUCCAAUCUUGUUUAAUAACUCAUCUAUGCAGCAACAGUCAUUUUCCACGCAUCAUGCUAUCUUAGCAGAAUCGCUCCAAUUAUCAAUACCAGCGCAUCAAAACAGAAUCAUUUCAUCAAACCGAGAUCCAACCACGUUUAAUAAUGUUUCAACACUACAUCGUAUAGUCCCUUACCAAGCGGUGUUUAAUCAAUUUUCAACUGGAAUGCCAAACACUUCUCGACACAAUAUCACUUUUGGACCUGAAGGCAGUAACUUGUUUAUAUACCAUUUACCACAAGAGUUUAGUGACAACGAACUAACUCAUAUGUUUAUGCCAUUCGGUCAAGUGCUCAGCUCAAAAGUAUACAUAGAUAGGGAAACAAAUCAAAGCAAAUGUUUCGGUUUUGUAUCAUUCGAUACCAACAAGUGCACAAACUGCCAUUCAAGUAAUGAAUGGUUUUCAGAUCUGUCAGAAGAGAUUAAAAGUACAAUUAAAACGCCCAAAAGAAAAAAAUAA